This is a messenger RNA of Symbiodinium sp. CCMP2592, 729 nucleotides long. The record is from the annotation of a GenBank genome assembly. Lineage: Eukaryota; Dinophyceae; Suessiales; Symbiodiniaceae.
AUGCUGCGGGUUCGGUUAUGGCCAAUGAUCUUGGGGCUGUGUGCUGGUAUGAAGGAGCUCGCAGACUACGUCAUCAAGAAUGCGCCUGCCGGGGACAUCGAUGCAGCGUUGGAGAAGUUUGUCCAGUAUAGUGAGAAGAAGCGGCUGGGACUUCACCUCGGUCGUGCGAAAGGGCAAACCAUCGAAGACUCCGUCCGGAAAGGGUUGGAAGGGCUGCCUGAAGGAACUCCAGCAGCUGUCUUGGAGCUCGGCUGCCAUGCAGGAGACGGUACGCUUAGCAUCCUGUCGGCCUUAAAGUACCGGCCGGGCAGUACGAUUGUCAGCACAGAGGGCAACGAGGAAUGGCUCGCUGCUGCCAAGAGAGUCGUGGCUCAUGCUUCACAGGGUCAGGAUGUGAGGUGGAUCCCUGUGGACAUGAAAGCUCCGGACAUAGAACGGCUUCUGAGCACGCUGCAGGCCCAGGGCGUCGACCGGCUCGACUCCAUGGUCUUUGACCAUGAGGAGGAUCUCUUCCUACCAGACCUGCAGAGAAUCCUGCAGCAGAAGCUGCUACGCAUAGGGGGCACCGUCCAGGUGGACAACGUCAAAAGGAAAGCUCGAGCUUUGUCGAAGUACAUGGAGUUCGUUGGCACAGGUCGGAACGGUUUCAGCACCGAAGUCCUAUCCGUCAGCGACCCGUACCCAGACUCCAUUGCCAUCUCCCAAUGGCUUGGCACACCGGAGCUCUGA